Molecule: messenger RNA, 4229 nt
Organism: Physella acuta
Lineage: Eukaryota; Metazoa; Mollusca; Gastropoda; Physidae
Product: ras-related protein Rab-14
Biological process (GO): endocytic recycling; phagosome maturation; Golgi to endosome transport
Cellular component (GO): recycling endosome; trans-Golgi network; phagocytic vesicle
Molecular function (GO): GTPase activity; GTP binding
Source: RefSeq, a predicted model, not a curated record
UUGUACAUGAAGUCAAAGAUCGCUGCAAAUUGGCAUAUUCCUGUCACCAAUUAGAUAGAUCUAUAUUUAUUAUUGAAACUAAUUUUAAACUAGAUACUUCGCAAUUUUAAGCAAAUUAACUCCCCUUGAGAACGCCCCUACGAUAGAUGGCGAUGACGAAUAAGAACAUCCGCCAUUUUUAGUUACAUUGUCAAUAAACAAACCAAAGACAGGUUGUUUGUCCGUAAAAUUAAGCGAUACAAAAGGAGCGCUUUGUUAAACAAAUUGGUUUUAUUGGUAUCAUUUAGACGUUUUUAGCUAACAUACUACAGGUUAAUUGGCCAACAUGGCUGCAGGCCCAUACAAUUACAGCUAUAUCUUCAAAUACAUCAUAAUAGGUGAUAUGGGAGUAGGGAAAUCCUGCUUGUUACACCAGUUCACAGAAAAAAAAUUCAUGGCUGAUUGCCCUCACACUAUAGGAGUGGAGUUUGGAACGAGAAUAAUUGAGGUAGCCUCACAAAAGAUAAAGUUACAGAUCUGGGAUACUGCUGGGCAGGAGAGGUUCAGAGCAGUCACUCGCAGCUACUACCGUGGGGCUGCAGGUGCCCUCAUGGUUUAUGAUAUUACGAGACGUAGCACAUACAAUCAUUUAAGCAGCUGGUUGACUGAUGCCAGGAACCUCACAAACCCUAACACAGUUAUAUUCUUGAUUGGCAAUAAAUGUGAUUUAGAUGCUCAAAGGGAUGUUACCUAUGAGGAAGCCAAACAGUUUGCUGAAGAAAAUGGUUUGAUGUUCUUGGAGUGCAGUGCAAAAACGGGUGAAAAUGUUGAAGAUGCCUUUUUGGAUACAGCUAAGAAAAUUUAUCAGAAUAUCCAGGAUGGCAGUUUGGACCUGAAUGCUGCAGAGUCGGGAGUCCAGCACAAGCCGGCUACACCUCGCAAUCCAAUCAACACUGAUCAACCCCCGAACAAAGAGGGAUGCGCCUGCUAGAAUAAAUACAUUUGGACUCAUCAUCAAUGUGAUCAUCUAUUUUUGUGGUUGUCAUACAUCAUCAUUAUCACACACCUCCUGAUGUUUGCUUGGACAUGGUUUCUGGAAUUAUUAUAAUCCCCCAGGCUGAGUGGUGAUAACUGUCAUUAUACCAGUUCACUUGAAUUGCCGUUGGUUGACUGAAUGGUUGUAAUAAUUGAAAGGAAGCCAUUGUCGUUGUUGUAUUUGUAAUAGGAUGGGAGAGAACUAUUUUUUGUGACAAAAUAUUUCCAUUUUUUUUUUUAUUAAUGUGGCUGUGCUUAUAUUUUUAAAAUUUUGUUUGGGAAUUGAAAAAAAAUAAUCCAUAAACUGAAAUUAUUGCAUUAAGAGUUACUAAAUUAACUUUGGUGAGAGGGUGGGUGGUUAUAUUUUUUUUUUAAAUUUGUGUUCUUCAUAUUAAUUCUUAUGCUCUUAUGUUAAAUUGUAUUAUUUCUUUUUUUAUUUAAAAGCCUUCCUUAUUUUGAACUUACAAUUUUUUAAACACUUUUUAAAUUCCAAAAUAUCUGCUUAUAAAAUUAUAUAAUGUAAUGAUAUAAAGUGAAACAAGCAAAACAUUUUGAAGUUUAGUAUACAAACUCAAUGCAGAUUCUGAUGGUGUGAAUGGCAACAUACUGUAUAUUUUUUUUUAUUAACUUAUAUAAAGUUCCUUUAAAUUUAACUGCUGUUGAAACAUGUUCUAUGGGAACUCUUUUUUUUUUUUUAAUGUGAUAUUCUUUAUGGCUUGUUCAUCACUCUAUCAUCCUUAGAGUUUUCUCAGUGCAUGUUUCCACAGCAGUGAAAGUAUCAAACUCUUAACAAUAAUGUUUAGUCAUGUCUUACUUAUUUCAUUCCUCCAGUUGAAAAUUGAAGAAUGUUUCAUUUUCAGAUGUUUUUUUUUUUUUGGGGAAUUUACUGCAGCCAAAUAACAAAUAAUAGGAAAGAAACCAAUUGUGAAACAAGUGAAUUGUCUGGACAUAUUAACAUUACUUUUGGAUUUAUUUCAUAUUGAUGUGACCUUGCCACAUCGCAUAAGAUAGACCUAAUUAUUAUUUUUAAAACGUGUAACAGUAUUUAUUAAUUUAAGACAACACUCAAAAAAAGUUUGGUGCAGAUAUGUAUCACUGGGUCAGUUGAAUCAUUUGUACAAGCAUGAUUUUACAGGGUUGAGGUAGCUGUAAAAACAAACAUUUGAUUAAAUAUUAUUAUUUACAAAUCUGUGUCAACUUUGUAUUGAAUGUCAGAUCUAACCAGGGGUCUUAUCCAGAUGCAUACAUUUGUGUAUUUACCAGCUGUAAUAAUGGAGUAGUGACAUGUAUAUAUUAUGCACAUAUGUAAAAUUGAAUAUACUUGAAACAGUGCAAUGUAUUGAGUUCUUGGACAUCUUAUUUUACAAUUGUUGUAUUUGAAUGAUUGGGACAAUGCAACGCGAGCACAAAGUUUCUGACUUCAUUCCAAAUUUAUCUAAGCAUUACAUUUUUAAUCACCUGUGCUUCAAACAACAGACUAUUUUUUAAUUUAUUCAUUUACAACACAGAGAUACCUGUUAGGGGUUUGGGGGUAGGUUAUAGGGAAGAUGAUGGUUGUAUGUCUUGCGCACUGAAGAAAAGUUGAUGCUUUGUGUACCAACAUAUUUUAUACCAAGCUGUUGUACAUUUUUAAAAAACGUGUGCAAAUAGCAGGAUCUUGUUGUAUUUAUUGGAUUUUGCUAACAAUAGUUGUGUUGUGUUGACUUGGUAGGUGUCUAGCCUGAUGUCCUGUGAACUCUGACCUAAUUUCUGCCAAACAUCAUAGAUAUUGUGUUUUGAAUUUUUUAUAAAAAAUUAAUCCCAACAAAGUUGUUUGUUAGGGUUUCAAAAUCCAUGUACUCAUUAUUCAGGACUCUGUGAAAAUCAGUUUACAUCUUUACUUUGUUAGCAUGGGGUUCAUUUUCAAUUAAUUUAAACAGAAAUUUACCUAUUACUUCAAGCAAGUUUCAUUAAUAUUAAAAGUACCAACUACACAACUAGUUAUGUUUGUUGGUUAGUUUUAUUCCAGCUUAUAUUCACCACAUAGAUCAAUGUAUAUUUCUUGAAAUAGUCUUUAGUACUAGAGGACUGUGUUUUUCAAACACCAAACUGCAUUAUUUUAAAGUCCUGCUUCUAAGUUCUUGAUGUUUUAUUAGUAAUUCAACAAGUAAUCACUGUUACAAUCACUGUUACAUUUGACAACAAAAUAUUUUUUCUUCUUGAUUGCCUUCCACAAUGGAUUUUCCAAAUACUUUUUGUUAACUGGAUAUAAUUUUUGUGUAAUAUAAGUGUCUGUUUUUCAUGGGUUACACGAAAAGGGGAUACAUUGUAGUUUUCCGAAUUUUUCUUAUCUAUACGGUUUUUAGUUCAGCUCUAUGUAAACCACUUGUUUGAUCAUACUUUUUUCUCAACUAAUUUUAUGAUAAUAAAUUUCACCAUCUAAUAUAUAUAUAUAUAUAUAUAUAUAUAUAUGUAAAGGAAAUCUUUAUCAUUAACUUGAAACUUUCAAAUUAAACUUAAGAACACAUGAAAAUGAAAUCAAAUUUUUCUGGAUUCCUUAAUUCCAAUCCUUUAAAACCAGGAUAGUUUUUGGGACCAAUUUAGCCUGAGUCCUGUCAUUAGCCAACACUAACACAGUGUAUGCAGAUGUUGUGGUGUAACCAGUGGGCUUGUGUUGUUUGUAGUAGGCUUGAUGUUGAUGGAAUUUGUCUUGUUAUAAUGUCCCUAGUUUUAUAAAUGUAAAACUGGCUGUAUAUAUAUAUUUCUAGUUAUUGCUUUCACACACACACACACACAAAGAAUAACAUGUUAGAGAAAAUGUAGUGUUUUUAGAUCAAGAUUUGAAGAGCACCCAUUUUGAGCCUGAAUUUAACUUGUCUUGAUUUUUUUUAAAAAGAUACUGGAUUGGAUGAAUUUUGUUGAACUUUUCCAUUAAAUAAUUUUCAGUUGUUUGUGUAAGCUGGUCAGUUAUAGAAGUAGCUAUAUGUGGGUGCCAUUGUUUAAAAAAAUACAUAUUUAUGAAAAGAGAUUUCUUUGUUCUAGAUUGUUUUGUAUAAGGGAGGUUUUGCAGCAAAUUGUGAACAUUCUGGCUAAUGUGUUUGAAGUUUUUUUUGUGUUAUGAAUAAUGAUUUGAAUUGUCUUACUUUGUACUACUGUAUGACUUGACCAGAAAUAAGUCCUUGUAAGUCUUGCUUCAAAUUCUUUAAAAGAAGUAAAAUAAUGGUUUUGUUUCCCGA